CUUCGAGCACGAAGUCGUCUGCAUGACCUCAGCAGAUCCAAGCUUGAUCACGACGCCAUGAGACAGACGAGUGUCAAUUCGUGACUGCGACUGAAGAGCGUCGAGAGGUCGAGGCGUUCAUCGUCCCUUGUUCUGAUUCACUAUCAGGCAAAUGAGCAUGAGAUCCAUCUUCGAUCUGCAAUUCAGGCCCUCUGUCAUCAGUCCAAGCCUGUCAUUCGCCCAGCCCUUCUCUUUCCAAAUCUCUCUGCAAUCGUGAAUCUGCCUUCAGAAUCGCCAGCCUUACACCUCUCGCUAUACGCUCCAGGCAUGGACCUCGCAGAGGAACUGCCUAUCCACUCCUCCUCCCCGCCACCAAUCUCCAGCUCAAAGGGAGGAGCAGCCCAGCGAGAACAUGUCGACAAGAGCGCGCCGAAACUCUGGACAGGCGUUGGCGAUCACUGGCGCACCAUUGUCAGACUAUUGCUUCUCAUCGGUCUGACUUACCAAUUGCAAUGGAGACUCAUGUCCCGCCCACUUUGUGCCGGACCUCUGAAGUCCGGUGGCGAGCUAUAAGGUGGCU
Ceraceosorus bombacis is the source of this 559-nucleotide messenger RNA. The record is from the annotation of a GenBank genome assembly. NCBI's taxonomy places the organism in Eukaryota, Fungi, Basidiomycota, Exobasidiomycetes, Ceraceosorales, Ceraceosoraceae.